Grammomys surdaster is the source of this 3487-nucleotide messenger RNA. RefSeq names its product fibroblast growth factor 1 (gene Fgf1). The transcript is spliced from 5 exons. The coding region runs from base 283 to 750 and encodes 155 amino acids. Gene Ontology annotation, molecular function: fibroblast growth factor receptor binding; growth factor activity. The record is from RefSeq and is a predicted model, not a curated record. Lineage: Eukaryota; Metazoa; Chordata; Mammalia; Rodentia; Muridae. Gene Ontology annotation, cellular component: cytoplasm. Gene Ontology annotation, biological process: regulation of cell migration; positive regulation of cell population proliferation; fibroblast growth factor receptor signaling pathway.
CUAUGGAGCUGGCAGCCCAGUCAUGAAGGGAAAUAUUAAUUAAAUAAUCACGAGCAUGGAGGUGUAAUUAAAAACUGAUGUAGGAUUUCCAAAGGAAUAGGAGGUGGUCCUGUGAGGACAGGAGGAGCCAGGCUAAGUUCUGAGAAGUCAGGAAAGGCUUUCUGAAAGAACUGUUGGUUGAACUAUGAUCUGAAGACAAACGACCAGUUAACCAGGUUUAUCGAUUGGUACUAUUGUCCAAGGCAAAGUGCCUAGCGUACCAUCACCGGUUGCUGCUGAGCCAUGGCCGAAGGGGAGAUCACAACCUUCACAGCCCUGACCGAGAGGUUCAAUCUGCCUCUAGGAAACUACAAAAAACCCAAACUACUCUACUGCAGCAACGGGGGCCACUUCUUGAGGAUCCUUCCCGACGGCACAGUGGAUGGGACAAGGGACAGGAGCGACCAGCACAUUCAGCUGCAGCUCAGUGCGGAAAGCGCGGGCGAAGUGUAUAUAAAGGGGACGGAGACCGGCCAGUACUUGGCCAUGGACACCGAAGGGCUUUUAUACGGCUCGCAGACACCAAAUGAGGAAUGCCUAUUCCUGGAAAGGCUGGAAGAAAACCAUUACAACACUUACACCUCCAAGAAGCAUGCGGAGAAGAACUGGUUUGUGGGCCUCAAGAAGAACGGCAGUUGUAAGCGUGGUCCCCGGACUCACUAUGGCCAGAAAGCCAUCUUGUUUCUGCCUCUCCCAGUAUCUUCUGACUAGAGGAGUCUGUUCUGGGUGCUCCCUAGUUUGGUUGACCCUAAAAAAAUGUUCCCUUGACCAUUGGCUGCGCUAACCCUCAGCCCACAGAGCCUGAAUUUUGUAAGCAGUGCUUCUAAGUAGCCAGUUCACUUUCCUGCUGAGCCCUUCCCCACCACCCCAGCACAGUUUGGAACACAGGGACCAAAUUGCUUCUAGGGGACAACUGACUGGCCAGUCUAGCUCUGGGUUUGGAUAUCCAGAUGCCUCAGGGCACAAGCUGGACCUCAUGAUGCAAAGAUGGGGGUCAUGUGAAGCAUACAGAGGGGUCUGAGAAGUGGGUUCAUAGUUGCUGCAUGCUCUUUCCCCUUCUGAGUAAUCCCUGGUUUUGAGUACCCCAGGCACUUAGCAUGACUACCCUUCCCCCUACCAGCACCUCACAAAUAUCAGUAAAGAAACUGAUAGUAAGGCUGAAAGAAUUUCAUGAUAGAGAAAAAUAUCUCCCCACCCCACCCCCAUGUACAGACAGGACUUAAAACUAGAAGGGAGUGUGGCAUUUCCAUGGAUAGCCUAGAGAAGCAUGGAAUCUCAGAACAGAGUAAGAGGGCAAGUCUCCACCACAGGGAGUCAAGAUGAACCCGCAGCCCAGCAGUCAUUACCAAGUUACCAAGGAAACGUCCACAGUCAGGGAAAGAGCCCCGGAAAUGAUUUCUUAGUAAUAGCAAGCACAGAGAUCUGGGACCUGAAGAGUGGGUGUAGGAGCAAGGAGACAGGAAGGAUGUCUUCAGCUGUGGAUGUCAGCCUCUAAAAAGCAAGAUCUUAGACGGGAGGAGGAGGAAAGAAAAAGUGAGACCAUGUCACAGUGUGCUUGGCCACCGCGAAACUGGGGCUGUGGGGGUCCCAGUACGAUGGCCCCAAAUUGCCCAUGCAUUCAGAUCAUCUGAGGAUUUUGUAUGAAUAUGAAAUCUGAUUUGGUGGGGCUGGCAUGGGGAGUUCUGUGUUGUGAAAAGGCCCCCAGGUCCCAUAGAUGCUGCUGGCUUCCCCACCAUGCUUUCAAGAGCAGCCCCAGAAAAUGCCAUUCAAAUGAAGGUUGCUUAUAGUUCACCCUCUUCAGCCUCCACCGCCUGGGUUUCCCUGAAUAUUCAUUCAGGCAGUGUCCAUAGUAGUUAAGCACGGUUUCAAGGCACCUUGGCCCAGUGCCUAUAAAAUGCCCACUUAGAAGUCACUGAAACCACACUUCACAGAAAUGUUAAAUCUCGUCAAAAGUUUUUCCCAAGAGACCAUUUCUGUUACCAUUAAUUCAGCAAACUGCCUUCCUCCUUAAAGUAAACCUGGCCCAAGUGACCAGGAAAUUAGAAACACUAUUCAUCUCUGACAUAGGACACAAAUGCCGUGAGAAGGCCUUUCAUACGCCAAGCCCAUAUACUGUGAGACUUAUGCUUUCGUCGCAUUUUAUAUAGCUUGAAGGCAUUAAACGGAUUUGCAAUCAGCCACAGAGAAUAACAACAGCAUAGGAUGUAAAAGCUACUUAGUUAUCUAACACACUGCAUUCAUUCAUGAGACCUUUCCUCGUUGUCUCCUACCGCGCUUUAAGUAUGGGUAUCUAGGGCUGAGAGAUGGCUUAGCAGUAAAGAGCACACACUGCUCUUAUAAAGGACAGGAGUUCAGUUCCCAGCACCCACAUCAUGAUGCUCAGACCCAGUUCUAACUCCAACUCCAGAGACAUGAUGUCCUCUUCUGGCCUCCAGGGGUAUUCCAUGCACGUGUACAAACCCACACUCAGACAUCCAUGCAUAUACACUCUUUUAAAAAUAUAAACCAAUGAUAUGGUGGCUGUGGAUUAAAAGUAAUUAUUUGAUGGAAAAAUCCUUAUAACACCACUGUCAUAUUUUAGCAUGGAAGACAGAUGACACUCUUGAGAGUUCAGAGUGCUAAUGGAGGAACUAAACUGAGUUAUUUCACACAUGGUUAAUAAUUACAUUCUUCCAGAUGUGGUGGCGCACACCUUUAAUCCCUGCACUCAGGAGGCAGAGGCAGGUGGAUCUCUGUAAGACUGAGGCCAACCUGGUCUACAUAGUGAGUUCCUGGGCAGCCAGGAGUAUAUAGAAAGGCCCUGUAUUUUUAAAAAAAAAUCAUAGUAAUGUUUUGCUUUUUUACAAGAUAAUUCAUGACUUUUUUGUUUUAGUAAAUCGUAGGCACACUGGAGAUAAUACAGUACGGUUGCCCAUGUCUUUGUAUGAAGAUUUGGCCAGGAAAAGCACACAGAGAUGAAAUCUAUAAUAUUUAGAAUAGUGAGUAGUUUUUAUCAGAUGAACAGAACACAAGUGUAACACUGACCAAGACACAUUAAAAACCACUGCACAAGGAGGAGAUGGCAUCUGAGACCUCAGAGACUGAAAGCACUGAUGAUGUAGAUGGUAGCCUUAACCAUCAACCUAGUCACAAUCUGUGUAUUUGCUCAACAUAUACUGCAGACCUAAUGUGUGUCAGGCACUAGAUAUGGCCCCUGGGGACAAUGUCUGUCAGGUGUCCUCUCCCUGGGCAUAUAUUUGUAGAAAGAGAUGCUGUGGAUUCAUUUCUUUCAGUCAGGUCAAAACAUGGACUUUAUAGGUUCCUACUGAAUCAGCAGUAUGUUCUAGAAACCCCCAACAGUGGAUAACACCCACCCCACCCCAACAAAGUGACAGAGAUGAACUUCGAAAAGUAAAGCCAGGGCUUUCAAUGUUAGUCCUCGCAGAGGAGUGGACUAGUUUCAAAUCAG